ACCAUAUGAUCAGCAGGCAUGGAUGUGCUAUGCAAUAUUUUCGGAGUGUAAUUACACGGACGAAAUUAAGAACUAUUAAGUUGCACAUACUACAUAUUUAUUUCUGUUCAUGGUGCCUUAACCCCCUUAACUUCGCACUGUGGUUGCUAAUCGUUCUUGACGUCUCACUUUUCUCGGACAGCAGCAACGGCGGAGCGGUUUCUUCAAGACGUCUGACGCUAUGGACGACGACGGGCUGUUUGACGAGGACCCUGAUUUGUACGAGAUAACGGAUUUCACAACAUCGACGGAAUGGGAAAGGUUCAUUGCUUCAGUGGAAGCAGUCAUUCAUGAAUGGAAGCUCACAACGUUAAAAACUGUAGAACCUUUGAAAGAGGGUGAGCUUUCUGGCACAAACUGGAAGACUUGCUCUGAGGACAUAAAGUUUGCCAACUUUGCAUUCAGAAUUACUAGACACUACUUACAAGAAGCAUCAAGAUGCAUAGAAGAAAGUCAGCAUCUUGAAGAUGAGCCAGUCCCCUUUGCCCUAGAAGACAUGAUGGCUUUAGGCAAUGAUUUUCCGCCCAGGGCUCAUUAUUUGGUUCGCUGGUUUGGCUUGCGAGACUUUCUAGUAAUAGUACCAAGCAGUGAAGAGGAAGCUAUCUCAAGUGACGACAGAACGAAACUUCUUGUCAGCUCUGUUUCUGUAGCUCUAAACAACUCAAAGUGUCCACUGCCAGCUUUUGUGCAGGUUCACCACCCUCAAGAGCGACUGUGCUUUGGCAUAUGUGUUGGGGGGGGACUGACGACGCACUUUGAGAUGGUGCAUCUUAACCAUGUCCCAAAGCCCUGCAGCAAUGUGUCUGGCCUCUUGUCACUCUUCAAAGGAAAACUGUCUUAUGCCUCACAACAAAGUCCAGCACCUAUUCAACUAACCAUUCGGUUUACCUACAUACUUCAAGAUUGGUCUCCUGCUUCAUGGCCUCAGCUUCCGCCUGAUGUUACUGAUGACUGGUUCGACACCGGCAAUCUCAAACUUGGGAAAUUGCCAUUUGGUGCCUUGGAAGAUCCCAUCUCGGAGCUGCAGCUUUCUGUUACCUGGCCCUCAGUUCCAGAGGAUGUAGUUGUGGAUAAUGAUGUGUACAGUGAUCUUCGACCUGAGAAUGCACCCAAGUGGUCAAUCCGAAUGCGAUGGAAAGAAAACCCCGACUGUCUCAUGGAAGAGUACCUGCGAAACUUCCUUGUGGUAUGCCAGAUGACUAAUUCAUUAGACAAUGUGCUCAAGACUAUGGUUGAGACAGAAGACCUCUCUGCAAAGGCGGAAAUACUUGAUGCAUUGGAUCGACUGGCCCAGCCCAGUGCUCUGCCUUUUCGAUUGCCUCAGCUGCCUCAGCCAGAGGUCUCUCCAGAGAGCUCGCACAACAUGCUACUACGAAAUCAGGAGCUGCUCAUUGAAAUUCUAGGCUACAUCUUCCUGUCUUCAGAUGCCACUCCUCAGGAAAAGAAUGUGCUGGCUGAAUCUCCUGAGAUAGAGUCACCUCCUGAGGCAGACACAAAUACUAAGCUCUUGGAACUCAAGGAAAGCCUGAAUUCAUUGAAGACAACACAUCCAAACAGUCUCCUUUGGCGCCUGGCCCUUGCGGCAGCACAUGUAUACCACGCCUGUGGUGGCAUCGAAGCACUUGCACAACUUUGGGUCAAAGUGAUUGCAGAGAUGCGUUACUACUGGGAAAACAACCUCACUCUUCCAAGUCUGGAGCCUGGCACACCAAACCUGGCUGCUUCAAUUCUCCACCAAAAACUUCAGAUGCUGAACUACUGCAUAGAAAGGAAGAAAAAACGAGACCGCCGCAACAUCGUCGCGGACGAGUCUGGCUCCCAGCCCAAGUCGGGGUCAAGCGAAAGCGACGAGGAUAUAUUCUACGAGUGUCCCGACGACGUUGCCGCAGAAGGUGACAAGGGCGAGUCCGGGGACAAUACUGCCACCGCGGGAAGCGGCUCGAAGGAGUCUGCGACAACCAGCACAGGAGAACAGGAAGGCGUGCGCGAGGGUGUACUGCGCCGGUGUGGCAUCAUGACGCUGCUUGGGAGCAGCGAGCCCCUCUACAUUCCUGUCACACAGGAGCCGGCUCCGAUGACGGAGGACAUGCUGGAGCAGCACGCCGAGGCGCUGGUCAAGCUGGGCAGCAACCCCGAGGGCGCCGUGCUGCGCGCGCGCAUGCAGAGCGCCUGCCUUUUCUCCGACAUGGAGGCCUUCAAGGCAGCCAACCCAGGAGCAUCACUGAGUGACUUUGUGCGCUGGUAUUCUCCACGUGACUGGGUUGCACCAGUAGUGGAUCAGACAACUGGGCAAGUAAUUGAAGAGGGCCACCUGAGUCAUCGUAUGCAGCUGCCUGGCAACACUUGGCAGGAGGUUUGGGAGACAGCACGCCCUAUGCCUGCACAUAGGCAGAAACGCCUUUUUGAUGACACCAAGGAAGCAGAGAAGGUGCUGUAUUAUCUGCUGUCACUUCAUCCAGCUGAGAUUGUGAAGCUGUUAAUACCAAUUUUAAUCCACUGUGCCUUAGCACACAUCAUUGACCAUGCCCAUGAAGGUCCUCGUUCUUUGACAACAUUCCUGGAGCAAACCAUAACUAAGGUGGCUUCACAGCUCAGAGGAAAGGAACCAAAGUACAAGGAACUUCUUAGCUUGCUCUAUGAAGCCGAAAUAGCAGUUGCACGAUGUGUCAGCCUCCGAAAGAAAUUCAACCUGGAUCACAGCACUGCAACCUCUUUGGACACAUCAUCUGGCAGUGAUGGUUCACAUCGUCGUCCCUCAAGUGCUUCUGGACAACCAAGUGGCACAAGAAGUCAGACUGCGGCAAUUGAUGUAAAUAAGUUUGUACUGGACCUCGUUGACAAUCCUGAAGUCUCCAUACCUGGUGCAGGCAAAGGCACCGUAGGGAAGCUAGUUUCUCAGCUUUUUGUCGACUCUAUGAAGUUGCAGGAAAGUGACACAGCUUCAGAAGUAGAAGAGGAUAACGAAUGCAAGUUCCCCAGGCCAGUGGCACGCGAGUACAUCCUACGCACAAGGCACAGUCGGCCAACACCUGCCUCAAGGUUGUCACCACAGCGCAUGUUCUGUGUCAUGGCAGGAAAUGACUUUCGUCUGGCAGGUGCAUUCACCCAUGACACAGUUUUCUACUAAUGUUCAGAGACUAUGGUUAUGUCUCUUCUCAAGUACUCACAUGUGUUUAUUUUUUGUGUUGAAGCUUAAUCUCUUCUCAUAUGUGAUAGCAUGCUUCGGUGGCAGCCUGGCUUUACCAGCAUCAAUUGUAGGCUUUGGUGGUGGCUGGAGUUGGUAAAUGCGAAACUUGUUUCUGUGUGUUACAAUUUUAAAUGGCAAAGCAUUCCUGCAUGAAAUUAUGGGAGAUUAGGACAAACGAAAUGACAAAGAAAAAAGCAUCAUAACCUAGAAUGUUUCAUUAGCAUAACUAUGAUAUUUGGCAUUUAGCCACAGUUGAUUAACACUGUACUAAAAUUUGGUACUUUCUAUUAGAAAUUAACUUAUUAUACAGUUUUUCUUAUUAACAGUUACUUUUUAAGUGGUAGAUGCUAUUUUCCCAGGGCACAUUUUUUUCUAAUUCAGCUUACUUCUAAUGUAAUUGCUUUGCUUGCAUAUUUAGGCAGCACAUUUUUUUUUUGUAAUGAGAACAGCCUUUCAUUGCAGAGUGACAUAUUGCCUACUAUUACAUGUGAUUUUUCUUUAUAUUUUACUUUUUGUUUGUAGUCAUGAGUGCAGUUAGCAGCAUUUAUGUGCAAUUUAACUUUUUUACUAAAUUAAUAUCCUUUUUUUCUCGUAGGCAUCAAAAUAACACGUAAUGGCACAAACAUACUACUGCCAAACUUUGAUUUAAUAAAGUAAUAUUUGGUGCCAAAAACUUCAUUAGGUCACCAUUUGCUCCCCCUCCCCCAUCUAGGAAUGCAAAUAAAAGCACUCCAGGAGUGCUUAGGAGUGGAGUUAGCAGUAUUUAACAGUAAUAAUAGCUUAUGGGUGCAGUUAGAAAGCCUAAACACUCAUAUAACCUGGUAGCAGAGCACAAUUACUUGCUUCACUUUGCAGGAUCCAGUGAGUUGUGCACAUCUCAGAAUGAUUUACACUAAAAUGAUUCUCAGAACAAGUCCUAUACAUUAGAUACUGUUUAUUGUCUGCUUUUUGUCGCUACAUGUAGAAAAAGGGCUGCAGACCACGUCAAGCCUCAAUGGCUUUUUUUUUUUUUUUUGUCCACGUACCUCAACAUCAAUGAUGUUGAAAUAAAGUGAAAUGAAUUCAAUAUAUCAAGUCAGGUGGAGAGAGUAGUUUCUAUAAGCGGCAUAGCAGCAUUUUGCUACUUUGUCACACAUGGUAUGGGAGAAAUCGUGGAGGAUCAUGAAGAUGCAAGUGCUGACAUACCUAGGUAUAUGGACUGUACGAUGAAGCAACAUAGGAUUGCUGAGCUCAGCAUGCAUAUGCCGAGAAUGUCGCCUGUAAUACAAUUGCACGGUAGUGUGAAGAAUACUGUCAGUCUUUUUUUUCUUUCCCAUUUGUUAACUUAAUUUUCAUGCAUGGUAGAAACAGACAAAAGCACACAUCAAGCGACAUAUCAGCCCACGUGUAGCUUUUGCUGUGCUUUGCUUUGCUGUGCAUGCAUUAAUCGCCUGUGACUGUGCACCAUGUCUUUACUGCACUGCAAUUAGAUCUUGAUAAUGGGGAGGUCAAUCAAACACAGCCAGACUUGCCUAUUACUUUUCCAUUGACGAGCCUGUUCAGUCUCUUCUGCUGGCAUGCUCUUGAAUGCUCCACAUUGGAAAGCAUAAAUUGCAUGCAUCCAGUAUGGGUAACAGUGGUACUAGGCCAAAAAAUGGCAUAUUGAUGCAUUUUGGUCACAUAUUCCACCUAGGUCCACUCUUAGAGGGUGUGGAAAUGAAUAUGUAAUACACGAAUACUUCAGUAAAUCGAGAAGAAUGGAUUGAAUUAUUGCUGCAUGAAAUUGAGGAAAAUAAUCUGUAAUCAUCUAUGGAGCCAUUACAGGAUGACUAAAAUGUUUUUCAAUUAAAAAUUUCAUUAUAUCGAAGUUUGUUGAAUCAAAGUUUGACCGUAGUAGCAACUGAACUUGUAGAAAUGCAAAAGCAGUGACUAAACUGCAUUGCCUAGUUGCCCUGGCAUUUGAGGAGACCUAACAUGUGCGUACUUGUCUAAAGAUUUGUCUGAAAACUGUUAGCAACAGUGCCAAUGAUAGUGCCUUGCUGACUAGGCUAGGCUAGGCUUUGCUAGGGCUCAAACUAGGCAGCACAGUUUGUAAAGGCAUUGUGUAAGAUUGCAUCGUGUCGCCAGCAAUCUGUAGCAUUAAAUGGAAAUGUAAGUGCAUCAAAUUGUAACACAGAAAAGUAUUGCAAUAUAUAACUUUAGAUUUUACUAUUUUCAUAGUGAAAAUCCGGUUACUUGAUUGCAAUGUGUGUUCACACUGUUCCUUACGCACUGGCUUCCACAGCCUCCUCAGUUGCGCUGACUAUUUGUACAGAUUUCAUAUUCUACUGAAGCAUCUGUAUUAAGUUUGUAACACAAAUGUUAAUGAUAGACCAUUUUAUUCACAGCAUCAUUCACUCAACCUAGCACCUCCAAUACAAGCAACCAGAAAGUACGCAGCACACUUCAACACAAAAGAUUUUAUGUUAAAAUUUGCCAGAUGCUGUCAUUAUGAGAGCAAUGCCUAAGGGCAACUGACACUUAUCAUCACAAUCCCAAGCUUGCGCACUAAAGUUCUAAUGCAAUUGAAAAAUUUUGUUUUCUUUUUGUUAUCAGUGUCUUAUCUCAGUCUUCUUGGACACUGUUCCUGCAGCACAUGCAUUUGAGGCAGUUCCUGUGGCAAAUGCAUGUGAUAUAUGUUGUCAUUAAUUGUGGCGAACAGUGAAUUUGCAUUCAAAGUUUGUCACACUGAUGUGCUGUACAGCAAGGAAUGUUCUUGUGGUUUCCCACUUUUGAAAGCAGUAGCAGCCAUGCCAUUACUUUCAUGUCCUUACAAGUGUUUCCACAUUGUUCCUCCAAUGUUGUUAUAGUUUUUUAAUGAAACAUGUACAUUGCUUUUAAAAUUUCAGCUGGUAGCGCAAAAAUGUGCAGCAAUGGGAUUUCACCACUGCUCUUGCAGUUAGUUUAUUUCUGGUGCUACCUGUCUGGCAUUGGCAUGGCGUUCUUUUCAAGGGUUGCAGGAACAUGGCAAACGUUUCCAUGCUGUCUUAUUCCAUGCACACUUUACAUAAGAACUGCAGAUCUGAAAAUGGAGCCACCUGCAUGUAGAUUUAUGAAAGCUUUGCAGCUCAUGAUGAAAGAGCGAUCUAACAAAAAUGACUCCACUGAAGGAUUACAGCUGUUAUUUUCGAGAUCCAUGUGUCAGAGAUUGAAAUUUGUCAUCUGCUAGCACUGAAAGUUCUACAUACCACCCGUAGAAAUAUCCUAAUGAUUGUUACUGUCUACAUAAAGUUAUAGUAUUUGUAGACAUUAACUUGACACUGCAUCUUUGUCUUGCCACAAUUACAGUGCCCUCGUAAUUGCUUCGUUCAGCCGUGAGAAAGAGCACACUGCUGUGGCCUCUCUAUGGCAGCACUCUACUUCCAUUGGGUUAUCUGGAUUCAGGCCUUGUUGAACAGUUUUGGAAAGGCCAAUCUGACAUUUGAAGUUUGCAAGUCUUUAUGAAAAAAAAAAAGAUGAACAGUGGCUCAAGGCACUUUAAAUGAAAAUACAGUCUGCAGUGUUGCCGAUAUUGCCUGCGUAAGUGAGCGCCUGCAUGCUUUUAGAGGACCUAAUGAGUUGCCUGACAAGUUUACAUAUGCCCGUCCUUUAUACUUUGUAUAGCAUAUGUUGCGAAGUGAGGCGAUAGAUUAAUGUAUAUAUAGGAUAGCACAGAACCACCAUCCAGUGUUUUAACAGUUAAAACAUUAAUAAGCUUGGAUAUUAUACAGUAGCAUGUUUAGUAAAGCAUGUGUUAGGGUACUCAGCUUAGCCAGACUUAAAUUUAGCAAUCCCAGGGUUUCAAUUUUGUCUACAUGAAAUCCAGGAGCUAUGCAACAAUAAAUUUCUGCAUAGACCAUGAUAAGCCCUCAUUCAGUGCUACUUAUGCCACAGGUAAGCUGUAGUCAGGUUUAACAUCAGAAAGAUAAACUACAAUCUUUGCCUGUGCCCUCAUCAUUACCAGCCAAUGUUUCUCCGUGAUAUGAAAAUAGUUUGUUGGCAAGGUUAUUCUCCAUUCUCUUUAGUAAUAGAAUUGCUAUUUGAAUGGUAUUAAAAUGUAAUUUUUUCACUUUAGGAGCUUAUUUCCUUCUGCUAACUUAUAUUGGCAGCAAAAGCUCCAACUUAUAUGCCAGUUGGCAUAAGUGAGAGCUAUCAACUUUGCGAAAUAUUAACUAAACAUUCCAGCUUUAAUUUGCAUACAUCCUUUGUCUAUAAUAGGGCUUAGAACAUGGCCAGUAAUAGAAAUGAGACUCCAUGAGCACAGCAGUACUGUAUGUUGUACUACAAAGAAAGGCAUAAAAAACAUUUGCAAUUUACAAAUGUACUUGCUGCAAAAUUUUCAAAGUAGCUGCUAUGGCACCAUUUUUAAAAGGACCUUUUGAAGUAGAUGUCACUUUUUGGCCAUGUAUGCUGUCAAAGUUGCCACAUGGUAAAGGGACUAGUGGAAGUUGGAGAUUCUAGCCAGGUCACAUACCUAGCGUGCUGUUCCAGAGCUGAAAACUAAAACAUGAAGCAGCAUAUGCACACACAAAGCACAAGUGCGCAACGAGAAUGAACAUACACUUGAAUGCAUAUGCUAAAAACUAUCUACAGUGUAUUUACUGAGGCACCAGUCCUCCAAAGCAAAGUCAAAUGCGCCUUCUUUGCCAGAUGUCAGCACUGCACUUAAAGUGUGUGUGACAAAAGCCUCCAGCACACUUUAAUAAUCACUUAUGAAUUCAAACCAGAAACAACCUGGCUUUAGCAUGUGUAGAAAAACAGAAUGUGUGUCAAGUUUGUACCUUCAAAAACAUGUUACAGCAAGCAUUCUUUAAACGGAGCUCGCAGGCAACUGUGACAUGUCUGACCUUAAGUGUACAUGCUGCGACUGCCUAAAAUUAACAAGCUCAUGUUCGUGGUUGUGGUUGUACUAACAAUGGACUAUUAAAGAUCUUGAAUUUUGUACUUCA
Messenger RNA from Dermacentor albipictus, 8172 nucleotides. RefSeq names its product RAB3 GTPase activating protein subunit 1 (gene Rab3GAP1). NCBI's taxonomy places the organism in Eukaryota, Metazoa, Arthropoda, Arachnida, Ixodida, Ixodidae. The record is from RefSeq and is a predicted model, not a curated record. Gene Ontology annotation, biological process: positive regulation of GTPase activity. Gene Ontology annotation, molecular function: GTPase activator activity.